Messenger RNA from Punica granatum (pomegranate), 1349 nucleotides. The record is from RefSeq and is a predicted model, not a curated record. Lineage: Eukaryota; Viridiplantae; Streptophyta; Magnoliopsida; Myrtales; Lythraceae.
AGCUAUCUAGAAUGUAUGUAUAUAACACCCUGCACCACACCAGCAAUGUUCGAAGCAACCAUAAACAGCUGCAAUCAGCCUCGGCUGGUUUCAGUAAAAUUCCUCUUAUCUCUGAGAGACAAAGCUGUCCACUCUCUAGUAAGUAAGCAGAACAUACUUACAAAGCCUGGAAGAAGAAUAAAAAAAUUACUUAGCACAGAAACAAUGAAUUCCACAGCGAGUGCAGCCUCUGUCGAUCAUUCAAUCUCUAAACUAGAGGACGAACCCUACCUGCAGGCGCUGACAAUCUCAACCUUGUUUUCAUUCCCGAUGAUCCUCAAAGCUGCAGUCGAGCUUGACGUCUUAGGGAUCAUUUCCAGAGCAGGCAGUGCAGGAGUAUCUGCUGGAGAUAUUGCUUCCCACAUUCCAACAAAGGACCCUGACGCAUCGAGGAGGGUGGACCGGAUGCUCUGCCUCCUCGCGGUCAACUCCAUUCUGACAUGCUCCCUGAGUGAGAAUGAUGAAAGAGGGGUCCAGAGGAUCUACAGGCUGUCUCCAACAGGUAGAUACUUUGUCCAGCAAGGAGAUGAAGGAUCAGCAGCCUCAAUGUUGGCCCUCAACGCCCACCCAAUCACCAUGGAGGUUUGGUCACAUGCUAAGGACACUAUCCUUGGAGGAGGUAACGAGUUCAAGAAAGUACACAAGAAAUCUGCAUUUCAUUAUACAAACAUCGACCCCACAUACAACCAAAUCUUCAACCAGGCAAUGGCUGAUCUCACCACAAAAGUGAUGAACCAGGUGCUGCAGAUAUAUGGAGGAUUCGAGAGACUCGGCUCACUGGUUGAUGUGGCUGGUGGGACAGGGAAGUGCCUUGCUGUGAUCACCUCCAAGUACCCUCCCAUCAAAGGCAUCAAUUUCGAUGUGCCACAUGUCGUUGCAACUGCGCCAUUCUAUCCAGGUAUCAAGCACGUCGGUGGAGAUAUGUUUGCGAGUGUCCCUAAGGGAGAAGCAAUUAUGAUAAAGGAUGCCCUGCACAACUGGGACGACGAGCACUGCAUAAAAGUCCUAAAAAAUUGCUAUGAAUCGCUGCCUGAAAAGGGGAAGGCAAUUAUAAUAAAUGUUCUGAUGCCAAAAGCACCAGAUUCGACUUUGGCCUCAAGGUACAUCACCCAGCUUGAUGCUACCAUGCUGAUUCAGCUAGGAAGCCACGAAAGGACCCAGAAGCAGUUCGAAGCUCUCUGCAUGGCUUCAGGUUUCUCCGAGUUCUGGGUUGCUGAUCACCUGGCUUAUUCCGUAUGGGCUAUCAUGGAGUUCCGCAAAUAAGACUCUGGAUUAAACGAAGUUCAAUAAGAUCUGAGCGCUUCUUGUUA